UGAAGAUUGAUAAAAACAAAACAAAAUGACUAUAUUGUAUAAAGUGGCAAAAAGCCGAGAGCUGAGCAAUAACAAGGAGAAGGACAGUGUUUUUCCUCACAAAGUUGUUUUGUGCUCCGUCUCUUCGCGCAACAUAAUUGCAUACAGCUCUCUGCAGAACCUCUCCAGUCAUGUCUAUGUAUGUGACAUUGUGACGCCAUGGCAGUACUACAAGGUAUGCACUUCCAAGAGUCUUAUAAAUGUGCUCGAAUGGAGCGCCAAUGGAGAACAGCUUCUAUUAGGCUAUAUUGGCGGUCGUGUAGAAAUCUGGCAGCCUAAGGAACAUGCGCUCAAUAUUUGGCAACUGGAGUACUUUGCAGUAGUGCCCAGCGAGGAUAUUAUAGCGGCGAAAUUUUUUCACAAUGGCAAGGGCGUUAUUUUCAACACGCAGAAGAAAGACCACACUUAUUAUGCAGAGAAGUUUGAGCGUUUAGAGCAGCGACCAACGCUAACCGGCUUUGGUGGCGUGGCCACCGAGGGCUGCAUCCUGCUCACAUCGUCAGGCUUACUGGCCGCCUUUACGCUGCCGCAGCUUCAAAAGUUGCCGCCCAACAGCGGCAAUAAUAGUACAAGUGAACCCUUGUCGCUAAACAUGAACGAGCAAGUAAUUGAAUUGACGCCUUCGACGCACAGCAUAGGAAUCUCACGUAGCUACAUCGAGCACUGCAGCAUUAUGCCGGCAAGCGGUACAGUUAACAUAGCCUACACUGUUGGCUGGCAACAACAGCAGCAGCUUGUGCACUGCUUCAAGGUCUCACUGAAUUUGGAUGUUGAUCGCAUUGGCAUUAAGUCCGAGUCAUUGGCAAGCAUAUUUCUGAGCUCCGGAGCGCUGCCGCUGGAAAGUCGUCGCAUCGCACAGCUGCUGUGGACACGUGUGGCCAAUGACGAUGUCAUCUUUGUAGUUUACAGCUGCCCCGACGGAAGCAAUUUGCUGGAACAAUGGACGCUCACCCGACGUCAUCAGAAUGUGCAUGCCUUGCUGCAGCAAUCUUCAAACGCAGGCAGUAACAACAAAAGUGAUUUGCUGACCAGCGAGAGUUGGGAUCAGGUGGCGAAACUACAGUUAAAUGCAGCAGUAUCUCAGCUCUGUAGCACACGUCUCGUUAGCGUCGAUUGUGCCCAGUUGUUUGUCAUACUGCAGGAUAAUAGCGUGCAGGUGUUAGAGCCUGGCACAUUGAAGCAGCUAAAUCACACACAGUUUGAACGGGAGAGCGAGGCAAGAUUUGUUUGCGCUGAUCUAACGCCCAGCAGCCAAAUGCUGCUCAUCUUUGAUAGCCAAGCUCAGCUGCAUGCUAUGCAAACGCCGUUACUAAAGCAAAAUACAGCUCUAAAUCAGCUGCUGCUACUGCUCUUUGAAUACUGCAUUGUGACUGGCGUGGAUGCGAGCGACGUGCUACUUUUGAAUCUGGGCAAUUUGGAAGCGCUCGUGGAGAAGUUAACAGAUAAUUUUACUCGUCAGCCUUCCUAUGUUCGGCAGUUUUACUAUGCCAACUUUUUGGCCCUAAAGAGCAAUCUGUGUCGCGCUCAGCAGCAAGAAUUUGAUAAUCUUAUAAUUUUGCAUGCCAUCUCUAGCACUUUCAAAAGUCUGCUGCGACCUUCAGAUUUGAGCUGUCAAGACAAAGGUCCAGCGGAUAACUUGGCCAUGAAGUUGGCUGAUUCGGUGCCUGACGUGGAUACGGUUAUGCUGAAUGUGGAUCCCAAGGACUUUACUGUCGAGCCCAUGAUAUUGCAAAGUCUACAGCAGCUCAUCCAAUGGGUCACAGAUCUGGCACUCAACAUGCUUAGCCGCCUGCCUGAGGAAGUAAUGAAGAGCAAGCUCUCCGGCAAGCGGCCCAGCUACGACAUCAGUCGCGACAUUGUAGCCAUCGGCAGUCUGCGCGAAUUGCUCGUCAUGAUACGCAUCUGGGGACUGCUCAACGCACAGUGCCUGCCUGUCUACACCAAAACAAUGGACAACAUAGAUGUGCUGGUCAUACUAUUCAGACUUUUGACGCGUCUGUCUCAAAAUACUGCAGAGCCAGAUGAGCUCUUGCUAGAUGAAUGUAGUUUGUUGUCCAAGCAGUUGCUAAUACCUCAGCUUUCCAAGUAUAAUCCAACCACACUGCUGAGCGCGCAGGGCUUUGCAGCAGUCAAGUCGGGGCAGCUAACGUUUACAUCGCUGGUGGAGCCAGCCGGACUACAUGAUAUUGAAAUGGAGCAGGUGGUCUUCUUCAACUGCAAAAAGGAUGGUGUCAGCAAUUUACAGCUGGGCGCCAGACCUAGCACCAUUCGCAGUUGUGCACGUUGCGGCUUUGUCAAUAGUGCCAACAAAGUGGCCAAGACAUCGGCGCUCAAGGCCUGGUGCAACAAGUGGCUGCAUUGCCACUGCGGUGGCUUCUGGCAGCACGUAAAUUAGUAUUAUCAUCUUCUAUAUUAGUAUAAAUUUAAAUAACAAGACG
Drosophila busckii is the source of this 2477-nucleotide messenger RNA. It is a transcript of the gene MED16, whose product is annotated as mediator of RNA polymerase II transcription subunit 16. Lineage: Eukaryota; Metazoa; Arthropoda; Insecta; Diptera; Drosophilidae. The coding region runs from base 26 to 2434 and encodes 802 amino acids. Gene Ontology annotation, molecular function: protein binding. The record is from RefSeq and is a predicted model, not a curated record. Gene Ontology annotation, cellular component: mediator complex. The transcript is spliced from 2 exons. Gene Ontology annotation, biological process: positive regulation of DNA-templated transcription.